This is a messenger RNA of Exophiala bonariae, 1851 nucleotides long. RefSeq lists its product as uncharacterized. The record is from RefSeq and is a predicted model, not a curated record. Gene Ontology annotation, biological process: rRNA processing. The transcript is spliced from 2 exons. Gene Ontology annotation, cellular component: Pwp2p-containing subcomplex of 90S preribosome; small-subunit processome. Bases 1 to 1851 code for a protein of 616 amino acids. NCBI's taxonomy places the organism in Eukaryota, Fungi, Ascomycota, Eurotiomycetes, Chaetothyriales, Herpotrichiellaceae. Gene Ontology annotation, molecular function: protein binding.
AUGGAGGCACCUACGCGGAUGAGAAAGCAGCCGGAAAAGAAGGCCAAAGGUACCGACAAUUUGGAAAAAGACGAUGUAGAGUUGCGACUGGAGAAAGCACUGUUUGGAGACGAUGCUGGAUUUCUCGACUCGCUGAAACGACAAGACGACGCAGGGCAGAGAAGUCUCGUCCGCUUCAGAGACGAUGAGAGCGAAGAUUCAGGUGCUGGGGAAGACGAUGAUGAUGGGAGAUUGAGCGAUGUGGCCGAUGAAGACCUUUUCUUUCUCGACGCAGGUACAGGUGCCCUUCCUGCUGCUGUCACCCGAGAACUCGAGCAGAGCGCCCCGUCAGAAAUUGAUGCCCAACGGCAACAAGCUUGGUACGACAGCGACGAUGACCGCCUUACGGUAUCUCUGGCUUCAAACCCUCGUCUGCGCAAACUACGAGAUACAGCGGACGAUGACAUAGUCAACGGGCGAGAAUAUAUCGAACGUUUGCAAAGGCAAUACGAGAGACUACAUCCUACACCAGAAUGGGUUACGUACGCAAGGAAGCGACGUAGGUUGUCCCAGGAUGCAGAACUCGACUCGGAUUCAGACAUCUCAACGGGAGACGAUGAUGCUGGCGAGGCUCUGAUUUCCGCGAAACCCCUUGCCGAUCUGCUCCGCACAGCUGGUUCUCUGAGUCGAAUCGAUGUCAAAACCACAUCUGCCAAGGGGAAGCGAAAACUAAGACCCGAAGUCAUCGACAUUCAACGUACCAAGGAAGUCGCUGGUGGUGGUCCAUCCUCUAUCGACACUCUGCAAUUCCAUCCUCACUAUCCUCUACUGCUCUCAGCUGGACCCAGUUCUACCAUCACCCUUUACCACAUCUCACCACAUCCGCCCAACCCCAAUCCGAUAGUCACCUCACUCCAUGUCAGAGGCACACCCAUCCAUACCGCACAAUUCUGCCAACCGCCACCUACAACGGAAACUUCAAGCGACAACAACAAUGAACAAGAUCCCACCGACCAAACACGGAUCUUCUUCGCCUCCCGCCGCCGCUACUUCCACACCUGGUCUCUCUCAACCGGCCAAGUCCAAAAGAUAACCCGCGCCAUGUACGGCGCAGCACGCCACUCUCAACGGACAAUGGAGCAGUUCAAACUCUCGCCUUGCGGACGAUGGAUGGGCCUGGUGUCGUCGGCCAAGAAAGGCGGGGGCGCCAUCAACGUGCUCUCCACCUCGACCAUGCAAUGGCAGUGUUCAUGCCGGGUGGAUUCACGCGGCGGUGUUGCGGACUUCGCGUGGUGGCGAGACGGCAAUGGCUUUGCGGCCGUGGGCAAGAACGGCGAGGUGUGCGAGUACGACAUCCCGACGAAGAGCGUGGUGCGCCGCUGGCUCGACGACGGCGCUGUUGGCACAACCAUCAUCGCGCUGGGAGGUCACAUCGGCAGCGCUCACGAGGAUUUCGUCGGCGGCAGUCGCUGGGUGGCUCUCGGGUCCAGCAGCGGCAUCGUGAACCUCUACGACCGGCGCAGCUGGCUGGAGACCGAGAAGACCAAACCCACCAGCACCACCAAUGCGGGCCUGAAGCCGUCAACGACAGUCGACCACCGCCCCACACCGCUCCGCUCGUUCACACAGCUGACGACGCCGACGUCGCACCUGACAUUCUCGUCCGACGGCCAGAUGCUGGUGAUGGCAUCGCGGUGGAAGAAGGACGCACUGAGGCUGAUCCACCUGCCAUCCGCAACCGUCUACCGCAACUGGCCGACGGAGAAGACUUCGCUGGGCCGGAUCUCGUCGCUGGCGCUAUCGCCCGACGGUGGAUAUCUCGCGGUUGCGAAUGAGGCGGGAAAGAUCAGACUGUGGGAGAUUAGGGAUUAG